GGAUAUGGUAUCCGGGCGGAUACCCGCCACGGGACGCGAUAUUCCACCGUUCCCCCCGGGGCGCCGCUCCCUGCUGAACCAGUCCACGUCCAGAGAAGCAUCGACGAAAUUUCUCUGCUCUUUAAAUUAUGGCAACUACUCCAAUACUAUAAUGCUUGGUGGCAGUUAAUCGCCUUCUCAAUGACGCCAAGAAAGUAAACCUCCCAGCGAGUGGAGGACGACUUCUUCUCGAUCGCAGACCAGGAGGAGGUACGCUAUGGCUUUCCUUCUCGAUUUGGCUUAGAGUUCGGUUCCUUCUUGUCAUGCGUUGGAUUUCGGUUUGAUCUCCCCUUUCUUGUUUUCUUGGAUGGGUUCGGCUGUCAAAUUGUUUUCUUUGGAUGGGUUUGCCUAUUAAGUUGUUUUCUUGGAUCGUAUGUGGAUCAACAGAGGAGGAUUUAGAGCCGACUCGGUAGAUUUCUUUCCCCAUGUGGACUUCUUUGGAGCCGGAGUUUCUUGAUCGUUCUGGUUUAAGAUUUGUUUUGUCGUUAAUUCUGUUUGUAACAUGGGAUUUAAAGCUCUAAAUUUUCUCUACCUUUGUGGAGUCAUGUUUGUCGCUGGAGGUCGAUUUCCUUCUCGAGAUCUUCCCGUGGACCUUUCUGAGUUGAAUAUGCGUGAGGUAUAAAUGGAAGCGGAGCCAAGAUUGUACCGUUAGCUAGUUGUGAGUUCGUAACAUGGUCAAGUGGAAUGCUUAGGUGAAAUUGCAUGCCUAGUGGUAAAUCGUCUUCUGGCUCAUAGAUUUGGGCUUAUCUGUUAGGUAGAAUUGUUACUCGUGGCAUGAUUCCAAGAGUUGAAAAUCUUCAAUCAAGAUUGUAAGAAACUGCAAUCAAUUACUCAUGUGGUAGUGUGAACAAAUUUAAGCCGUCGCCUCAGGGCCGACGUGGCUUGGUUCGGGUCCGGAUGACGGGGGAUCUCCCGGGGACGUGUCCCGAGACUGCUGAGGCAGCCGCUUGUAUGGGUCUGAUUGGGAUGGGGUCGCUAUCCUCUCCGGGCAGGAACUCCUUGCCUACGCAUCCUGUGGGGACCGUCGGCUUUACACUUGCAUAAAGGUCGGGUUGGGGUGCUCGGCCCGACCCAUCCGACGAUCAAGUCAGUGUAAGGUGAAGGGGGUUUCUUUUUGCUCUCUCCACUUCCCCUCAGAGCGUAAGGGUUUUUAUAGUAAGAAUUACCGUUGCAUGACGUGCCUGCCCGCAGGGAGCAGGAUCAUACUUCUGAUAGUGUCUGACAUUGCCGUUGGCGUGGCGUGAGGGAUCGAGCCUGAACAGGGUAUUAAUGUGCCUCGGUAGGCAUUCCGGUCCGCGUUGACCGGGUGGCUCAUCAAGUUGACAGAGGCGAGGUGCGUCACCUGAUGCAGCUGAUGUCACGUGAGUCUUAUCGCAAUUAUUACCUUCAUCAUAUUCCCCCCCGAAGGAAGCUAUGCGUCGGCUGUAGUAAUGGGGUUCCGAGGCAUGGCUUCAGCUUCGAGAAAGUGUUCUUGCCUGGGGCUUGCCGGUCCGACGCCCAUGGCGUGGGAGGUGUGGAGUUUAGCGACGAAGGGGGGUUGCGUGCACAGUGAUGACCCUGGGUAUUGUGCGGCCGAGGAGCACAACUCAGUCGAGCGGGUCGAGCAAAGGCUAUGGUCUCGGGGAGGGGGGAGCUCAGGUGCAUGACGCAGGCGGGCUAGUCGCGCAGGUGUGGCCUCGGGCGACAUGCGACCGAGGAGCACGACACAGGCAGGCUGGCCGUGCAGGUGUGGUCUCGGGCAACAUGCGACCGAGGAGCACGACGCAGGCGGGCUGGCCGCGCAGGUGUGGUCUCGGGCAACAUGCGGCCGAGGAGCACGACGCAGGUGGGCAGGCCGCGCAGGUGUGGUCUUGAACAACAUGCGGCUGAGGAGCAUGACGCAGGCGGGCUGGCCGCGCAGGUGUGGUCUCGGGCAAUAUGCGGCCGAGGAGCCACUUGGUCUUGAUCAUCAAUCCAUCGCUUAGUGACGCGCGGGCACGGGAAGCCGGGUCACUUCCUAGGGAAGCCCAAGGGACCGUCACUUUCGGGGGUCACUGGUUUUCGAGGCCGAUAAGAUCAGCGCUUCAGUAUCCGCACCGCGCGCCAGUUGGCUGCCACGUCAGGCCAAAUUUAUGGCGAAGCGACGUUCGCGACAUGCUUCAGGAGAGGAAGGGUCGUUGUUUUGGCGGGAUUUGGCCUAUAAAUAGUGUGCGGUUGGCUUCCUGCACCUCCUGUUACUUGCAUUCGCCCAGUUGUUCAUUCGGACUGUGUUGCUCCGUCCGAAUCUGCUAUCCUGCUAUUCCUUCCUAAGGUCGGUGAGGAUGGCUUCCCCUUCUUCCUUGCCCUCGUCUUCUUCACCGUCUACCUCCGGUAAUAUCGGAGAGAAAAUAUUGCCGCUGAGUCUGAACUUGUCGUCCGACGAGAAAGCGGCUAAGGCUCUCGAAGCCUUAAUGUGGCCGCACGACCUCGACUCUACCGUGAGCGAGUCGUCCAUUGGUUACCUCCGAGGCCUUUACGUUGUCCUGGAGGAGUUCGUUCUUACUGCCCCCGAGCCGGGGCAGCGGGCAUACGACCCUGUCCCAAAGGGUUUCGCCCUGACUCUGGAUGCCUUCGAGGCCGGGCUACGCCUCCCCCUGCAUCCCGUCAUCACCUCAUGCAUCUCGUGGUGGCGUAUUUCCCCGUCAUAGAUGGCACCGAACUCCUGGCGCUAUCUGGUGGCGUUCCUAGGGGAGUGCCACUACGCCAACAUCACCCCGACCCGAUCCCUCUUCCUCUCCUGUUUUCGCCUUUCCAAGGGGUCGGGGGGCUACUAUCUGUCAACCCGAGCGGGCUUCUGGGUUAGCGGGGCCCCUUCCAGUAAUAAGGGAUGGAAGGGGCAUUUCUUUUUUGUCUGUCGUUCAAAGGAUUAGGGCUUCAGGCUCCGGUGGGCGGCGCGCGUGAUUGACAACACCACUCCAUCCCUGAACGAUGAGGAGCUCAGGGACCUUUGGCGGCUUAAGGAGAUUCUCCCAGCCUCUCGGGCCAUCAGGGAGAUGACCGAGGGGUGGUUGGUCGAGGGGGGUCUUAGCCCGACGCCUCGAGAGAUGGUGAACCUCGUCGCUGUGCGCGGGGGGGGGGCGCACUUCGUCGGUCGCGUCGUCGCGUCAAAUGGCCGAACCUGAGGUUGGCACAAAAGAAGCGCCGGUAGAACUUGAGGUCAGCAGACCUCGGAAGAAGUCGAAGAUCUUUGCCCAGAAGGAGGAUAUGCCGCCACCUCGGGUUCGUGAGGUCAUUGUUGAACCAGGCCACUGCGGUCGGCGACGGGACCCUGGUCGGGGCGAAGCUGGCCCGAGCAAUGAGGUGGCAGGGAAGGCACCUCGAGAACCCUCUAUCCGCGACCUGUGUCACCUCACUGCGGGAGCACAAGAUGAGCCCUAUCAAGCUCUAGUGAUGGGCGGACUCUUGGAGGGCCAACCCUCCGACCCGCUGGUCGCCCGGUGGGCGGGCCUGACCCGCGGGACCCGGGUGUCGGCUGAUGGGGAGGCCGCGGCCUCCUUUGCGCGAGGCGGGCUUCAUCCGACAUAGCUCGGGAUCUGUACAGCCUGCCCUCGGACGUUUUGUUGGGCAAGUCUGCCAAGUCAUUGGUGUGGAGCCAUCACUAUUCCACGGUGUUGAUGGACUGCGUCCGCGACGCGGGCCGGGUCCUCGGCGUUUUGGGCGAUCGCAACGCCCAACUGCGUCGGCAGAUCGAAGAGGUCCGCGAGGGGGCGGCUCUGGAGGCGAUCGCUGCAGCCGAGCAGCGCGCUUCCGACCUGGAGGCGGAGGUGACGCGCCUCUCCGCUAUCUCGAGGGCGGUCGAGCAGUGCGCCUCGGAGCUGGAGGCAGAGUCGGCACGCCUCACAUCUGAGGUGAAGGCUGCAAAGGAUAACAAUAACGAGCUCCAGAAGCUCCUGAGGGUGACUAAAACCGAGGCUCGCUUGGCUCGAGAUGAAGCGGCGAGCCUUGCGCGAAAGCUAGAGGAGGCCCGGGCCGAGGUAAAGGGGGCUUCCGAUGCCCUGACCGCCGAGAUGAGUCAGCGGCCGGAGAGAGACAUAAAGCUGAUCGAGGACUAUAAGGAGUCCUCAGGCUUUCAGCUCGGUCUGGUCCGGUCGGGGUGGGUUACCUACGAAUAUGGGUACCGGAUCGCAUUGGCUCGCUUCAAGGCGCGCCACCCCAGCUUGGAGGUCGAGGAGAACCCCUUCGCCUCCUACUCCGAAGACCUGAGUGUUGACAUGCCAAACGAAGUCCCUUUUGACGAUAGCGCCAAAGUCUCUGAGAAAUAGGGUAGAACUUUGUGAUGACCUGUUACUUGUCUGGUCCUGUAACCGGGUUUUGACUUCAACAAAAAUCCUCGUUUCAGCUUCUUCCUUGUCUGCUUCACCCUUCCUUUAUGCGAAGAAUUUCUUGAGAUUUUGCAUGUUCCAUGUCCUCGGCAAAGGGUGGCCAUCAUUGGUCGCGAGUCGAUAUGUGCCGACUCGGACGAUGUCGAUAACCCGAUAAGGUCCUUCCCAAUUAGGGGCGAGCUUGCCGCGCGCUCGGGUCGGGUCACUGACUUCGGUCCUGCGUAGGACUAGGUCGCCCAAUUUAAUCGGUCGAGGGCGUACCUUGUUGUUAUAGACUCUCGCGAUAGCCCUCUUGUAAGAGAGGUCUUUCACGUGCGCGUCUGCGCGUCGCUCUUCGAUCAGGUUGAGGCCGGCUCGCAGUCCUUGGGCCGAUGUCUCUUCAUCGUAUUUCUCCACCCGAGGGGUAGGGAAAACCACUUCGGAGGGCAGGACGGCCUCGGUCCCAUAUGAGAGGCUAUAGGGAGAUUCUCCGAUUGCGGUUUUGGGGGUGGUCCGCAGGGACCAUAGGAUACUGGGGAGCUCUUCCACCCAAGCCGAUCGGGCCGCGGUCACCCUCCUCCUGAGUCCGUCCAAAAUAGAUCGGUUGGUUACCUCGGCCAACCCGUUCGUCUGAGGGUGGGCCACCGAGCUGAAUCUCAGCUGAAUCCCAUAGUUCGCGCAGAACUCUCGGAACCUUGUGUUGGCGAAUUGGGAUCCGUUGUUUGUGACGAUGGCUCUGGGUAAGCCGAACCGAGUCACGAUAUUUCUCCAGACAAACUUCUCCACUUGUCGUUCCGCGAUCGUUGCUAGCGGCUUGGCCUCGGGCCAUCUGGUGAAGUAGUCUACUCCCACUACAAUAUAUUUCCGUUGCCCCGAGGCCGGAGGGAAAGGGCCAAGGAGGUCCAGUCCCCAUUGCGCGAAUGGCCAUGCGUAGUCAAUGGGGGCGAGCGGGACUGCAGGUUGCCGGGGCGUUCGGGCGUGCCUCUGGCACGGGCUGUACUUCUGCACAUAAGAUUUUGCGUCUUGGACCAUGGUGGGCCAGUAGUAUCCUUGGCGAAGGAUCUUGUAGGCCAAGGUCCGACCAGCGAUAUGCUCUCCACAAAUCCCCUCGUGGACCUCAGCUAGGAUCGUCUGAGCUUCUUCCGGCUCGAGGCACCGUAGUAGAGGUUUCGAGAAGGACUGCUUGUAGAGCCGUCCGUUUACCUCGGAAUACCAUGCUUGCGUUCGGCGAACGCGCCGAGUCGCGGCUUCGUCGUCGGGAAGAAUCCCGUCGCGUUUUAAGAGCAGCAUCUCCUGUACCCACGUGGCACGCGCAUCGGCGGGAGCUAUAGCCGAAACCGAGAUGGCACGGAAUGGGAGCUCUUUAACCUCGGAGUGGGUUCUGUGGUCCGGCCCUGAGGCCAGCUUCGCCAACUUGUCGGCUUGUUCAUUUUGGCUCCUCGGCACCCUGGAUAUCGUAAAGAGAGAGAAUUUGGAGGCUAGGCUUUUUACCUCCGUUAAGUACUUCACCAUGGUUGGUUCCCUGGCCUCAUACCUGCCGUCGAGUUGCUCGGCCACGAGCUACGAGUCAGUGAAGACGUGGAUGGCGUUCACCUGCAUCUCGAGGGCCAGCUUGAGUCCUGCCAGGAGCGCCUCGUAUUCGGCUUCAUUGUUGGUUGCUCGAAACUCGAAGCGAAAGGAUUGUUCGAACGAGCGUCGGUCGGGGGUCAAGAGUAUCAAUCCCGCUCCCGCACUACUUGAGGUAGCCGAGCCGUCCACGUGUAGUAACCAUGCCUCCUCUGGCUGCUCGGAACUUCCAUUCUCGUUCUGAACAAGUUCCGCGAUGAAGUCGGCCACGGACUGGGCUUUGAUAGCAGUCUUCGGUACAUAACGUAUGUCGAAUUCUCCGAGUUCUAUCGACCACUUGAGGAGCCGUCCUGCGACAUCAAAUUUAGAUAGAACCUACCGGAGCGGCUGGUCGGUGAUUACCUCAAUCGGAUGAGCUUGGAAGUAGGGGCGUAGCUUCCGGGAUGUCAGCACGAGCGCCAAAGCAAGCUUCUCGAUUGGCGGAUAUCAUUCUUCGGGCCCGUUCAGGACAUGGCUGAUGUAGUAGACCGGUAGCGGAUCCCCAGAGGCCUCUUUGGUUAGGACGGAGCUGACUGCGUGCUGGGAGGCGGCUAAAUAAAUACCGAGUUUUUCCUUGAAAGCGACCGAGGCAAGGCGGGGGAGGUUGGCCAAGUGUUGCUUGACUUGUCCGAAAGCCUCUUCAUACUGCUCCGUCCAUCGGAAGUCCUUCGGGUUCUUCAAUGCCCGAAGAGGAGGCAGCGAUCACCAGACCAGGACAAAAAUCGGGACAAGGCAGCAAGCCUUCCAUUCAGUCGCUGCAAGUCCUUGAUCGUCCAGGGGGCCUGCAUGUUGAUGACUGCCCGAACCUUUUCCAGGUUCACGUCGAUUCCUCUUUCAUGCACGAUGAAUCCGAGGAACUUUCCCGAGCUGACGCCAAAAACGCACUUCGCCGGGUUUAGUCGCAGGCUAUGCCUCCGUAGCGUGGAGAAUGUCUCGGCCAAGUCGGUCAGGUGGUCUGCCGCCAUGCGACUUUUCACGAUCAUGUCGUCGAUAUAGACCUCGACGUUCCGCCCGAUCUGCGGGGCAAACAUUUUGUUCACGGCCCUCUCAAGGUUGUGGGGAAUGCCCUGCACAUCAAAGCGUCAGAGGUUCCAUACAGCGCCAUUUGGGCGCGAAAGGCUGCUACGUGGUCCGCUGGGUCGGUAGAGCGUCAUAUACAUCCAGAGAGGGGAGACGGAAGUUCAGGGGUACUGUUUGAUCCCGUAUUUCAGGGACGAAUGGGGAUCCCUGGUGUGCGUCCUCCCCAAGCUCUCCUUUCGGCCUGCGGACCUCCUUCUGCACCUCGUCAAGCCGUUGACUGACGAGGAGCAGCUGGGCUCACAGGGAGUCCGCUGAGUCUGAAGAAGGUGCCUCAGGCUCCGUGUGGCCUCUCUGGUCUGCCGUCACUCGAUCCCCGAGUGGGAAUGACGGGACCCGAGGCGAGGCGGGAAGCUCCAGAGGCGGUGUGCGAGCUUGAACGAGCGGCUCCUAUUGUCGCAGCGGUUGAGCGAUCGGCGGACGAGAAACGAGUGGGAUGAUGGAUUGCACCAUAUCGGUUAGAGCUUGAACUUGAUGGGUGAGGUCGAGAAAGGCCUCAGACGAGACGGGGGAUGGGUCAGUAGAUGGGGCGUGGGGUGGUGACAAGCCCGGGUCGUUGAAUAUCCGCCAAUAGCGCUCUGAGGUGGUGGCGGGGUGUUCGUUGCGGGGACCCCUAUAUGGGGAAUGUUCCCCUAGGGCUCCAAUCGGAUGUGACCCCUCAGCAGCAGGCUCGUCCGAUCCAACCGGGUGAUCUCUCGACAUUCGGGCCCUUCCUCUAGCGCAAAAAAUGUUAGUGUGAACAACUUUAAGCCGUGGCCUCGGGGCUGACGCGACUUGGUUCGGGUUCGGAUGAUGGGGGAUCUCUCGGGGACGUGUCCCGAGACUGCUGAGGCGACCGCUUGUGUGGGUUCGAUUGGGAUGAGGUUGCUAUCCUCUCCGGGCAAGAACUCCUCGCCUGCGCGUCCUGUGGGGACCGUCAGCUUUACACCUGCAUAAAGGUCGGGUCGGGGUGCUCGGCCCGACCCCUCCGACGAUCAAGUCAGUGUAAGGUGAAGGGGGUUUCUUUUUGCUCUCUCCACUUCCCCUCAGAGCGUAAGAGUUUUUAUAGUAAGAAUUACCGUUGCAUGACGUGCCUGCCCGCAGGGAGCAGGAUCGUACUUCUGAUAGUGUCUGACAUUGCCGUUGGCGUGGCGUGAGGGAUCGAGCCUGAGCAGGGUAUUAAUGUGCCUCGGCAGGCGUUCCGGUCCGCGUUGACCGGGUGGCUCAUCAAGUUGACAGAGGCAAGAUGCGUCACCUGAUGCAGCUGAUGUCACAACAGCCUGUAGUUCUUGUUCUUGCUGCUUUCCACUACUACUUGAAAAAGGCUGGUGAUUAGUUUAGUCUGUGCAAUAGAUGCUGGUGUUCGUGAUCAUGAAAUUCAGUUCUCUUUAGUAGGCACUGCACUACAAUUAAGCUGAAGCUAUGAAUCAUCGGGAGGAUAAAUUUGUGAGGUUUCAUGACUGGAGUUCAGAGCAAUCCCUGGAUUCAGAAAGGGCUUUUUUAGGCAGAAAACAGAGAAGUCUUAGUUCAGCAAAAAGGAUUUUUCAAGGAGGAUUUGAUUGGGUCAGAAGCAUUUUUAAGUUUCAGUCUUCUACAGAUUCAUCUGCAGGGGUACCAAAGUCUAAAAAGAAAGUUCUAGAUCCUCAAGGAGCGUUUCUUCAAAGGUGGAACAAAAUAUUUGUCAUAUCCUGCAUAGUUGCUGUGUCUGUGGACCCCUUGUUCUUCUACAUUCCAGUUAUUGAUGGUGACAAUAAUUGUCUUUAUUUGGAUAAAAAACUAGAAAUUGCUGCAAGUGUACUGCGGUUUUUCACAGAUAUCUUCUACUUGGUCCAUAUUGUUUUUCAAUUUCGAACUGGGUUCAUCGCGCCUUCAUCUAGGGUAUUUGGAAGGGGAGUUUUAGUCAAAGAUUUGUCAGCAAUAGCCAAGCGAUAUUUAUCAUCAUAUUUCCUAAUUGACAUUCUUGCUGUUUUUCCACUUCCACAGAUUAUGAUAUUGCUCAUAAUACCCAAACUUGAAGGUUCAGCACUCCUGAAUGCAAAGAAUGCACUGAUGAUUGCUGUUAUAUUCCAAUACGUGCCAAGAGUUCUUAGGAUCAUACCAUUGUAUCUUGAAGUUACAAGAUCUGCUGGUAUAAUUGCUGAAACAGCAUGGGUUGGAGCUGCUUUUAACCUUUUACUUUACAUGCUUGCAAGUCAUAUACUGGGAGCAUUUUGGUAUUUUCUUUCUAUAGAACGUGAAGGCACUUGUUGGAGAAAAGCUUGUGCCCAACUUGAUUGCAAAAUUGACUCUUUAAUCUGUGGACAGCAAAACAACCCGAAGAAUAGUUCCCUGGGAGAUGCUUGCCCUAUAAGUCCCAAAAAUGGGACUAUCUUUGACUUCGGAAUAUAUCUACAAGCUCUGCAAAAUGUUGUUCAAUCAGAAAAGUUCUUGGAGAAGUUUUUUUAUUGCUUUUGGUGGGGGCUUCAAAAUCUAAGUUCUCUUGGACAAAACCUUAAAACAAGCACUUACAUUUGGGAGAAUAUUUUUGCUGUUUGUGUUUCCAUCUUUGGCUUAGUUCUGUUUGCGCUUCUCAUUGGCAAUAUGCAGACAUAUCUACAAUCAACUACUGUCAGAAUAGAAGAAAUGAGAGUAAAAAGGAGAGAUGCAGAGCAGUGGAUGUCUCACCGAUCCCUUCCUGAGAGCCUAAAGGAGAGAAUACACCGUUAUGAGCAGUAUAGGUGGCAAGAAACAAGAGGAGUAGAUGAAGAGCAUCUUCUUCAUAACCUUCCUAAAGACCUUCGAAGGGAUAUAAAGCACCAUCUCUGCUUAUCACUCCUCAAGCGGGUUCCGAUGUUUGAGAAGAUGGAUGAUCAACUCAUCGAUGCCAUGUCUGAUCGUUUGAAACCAGUUUUAUACACUAAAUGCAGCUGCAUCGUUCGUGAAGGAGACCCAGUAAAUGAAAUGCUCUUUAUUAUGCGAGGAAAGCUAGAGAGCAUGACCACUAAUGGUGGAAGAACUGGAUUUUUCAAUUCAGACAUUCUGAAGGCUGGAGAUUUCUGCGGGGAAGAGCUUCUGACCUGGGCUCUAGACCCCUACUCAUCAUCCAGCCUCCCUAUCUCGACAAGGACAGUUAAGACACUAUCUGAAGUCGAAGCUUUUGCUCUGAUGGCUGACGAUCUGAAGUUUGUUGCUACACAAUUCAGAAGGCUGCAUAGCAAACAACUGCAGCAUUCAUUUAGAUACCAUUCGCAGCAAUGGAGGACAUGGGCUGCUUGUUUUAUACAGGCAGCUUGGCGUAGAUACUCGAGAAAGAAGCUUGAAGAUUCUUUGCAUGAAAAGGAGAAAAGGUUGCAGGCUGCAAUGGUCAGCGGCGGUGCUAGUUCACCGAGCCUUGGCGCCGCGCUGUACGCUUCGAGGUUUGCAGCGAAUGUGCUGCGCAACUUGCGCCGACACAAGAGCAGGAAGGCCCCUCCUUUGAUGCUAUUGCAGAAGCCAGCAGAGCCUGAUUUUUCUGCUGAAUAAGCAUUGGUGCAUAGCCUCCCGCCGAAUUGUUCUUCUUGCUCCUAGUUACUACCGUACUCGUGCCUUUCCAAAAAUUAUUUUUGUUUUUCUAAAUAUAUAUUCAAAAGAAUGUAGCAGCAAGUUAUGGUGUAUAUAUCAAGUUGACUAGGUCAUUUCAUUCUAUGUCAACCACCUGGGUUAGUUGUGCAGCCAUACAUGUAUUCUGGUUAGAUGUCAAAGUUCCCAUGAAAGACUAGUGUAGAAAUAUAUGAAAACUUAUGUUGGGGAUGUGGAAUUAUGCUACUUGUAGAUUGUGAAUUAUAACAGAAGCAUUCUUGUAUUGAUUUCUCAA
Musa acuminata AAA Group (dessert banana) is the source of this 10851-nucleotide messenger RNA. RefSeq names its product cyclic nucleotide-gated ion channel 1-like. Gene Ontology annotation, molecular function: voltage-gated potassium channel activity. Gene Ontology annotation, biological process: potassium ion transport; transmembrane transport. The coding region runs from base 8442 to 10520 and encodes 692 amino acids. The transcript is spliced from 10 exons. The record is from RefSeq and is a predicted model, not a curated record. Lineage: Eukaryota; Viridiplantae; Streptophyta; Magnoliopsida; Zingiberales; Musaceae. Gene Ontology annotation, cellular component: membrane.